Trichoderma citrinoviride is the source of this 438-nucleotide messenger RNA. Its product is annotated as ankyrin. The transcript has a single exon. The record is from RefSeq and is a predicted model, not a curated record. The coding region runs from base 1 to 438 and encodes 145 amino acids. Gene Ontology annotation, molecular function: protein binding. NCBI's taxonomy places the organism in Eukaryota, Fungi, Ascomycota, Sordariomycetes, Hypocreales, Hypocreaceae.
AUGGUCGACGUCCUCCUCGACCACGGCGCCGAUCUGGAAAACGCCAGAGACGAAGACGGCAAGACGCCCCUGUUCCUGGCGCUGGCACAGCUGGGCGGCGAGAUGUUCCACCAUCUCAUCCGGCGAGGCGCCCGGAUCGAUGUUCAGGACCGCAACGGCGCGACGCUGCUUCACGAGGCGGCGGGAUACGGGGUCGUCUCGUACAUUGAGUAUCUCGUCGAGAGCGGGCUGAACGUGAAUCACGCCGAUGAGCUUGGCCGCACGCCUCUGCACGUUGCUGUUCUCAACGACGCAAAGACUUCCUUUCCGACGUUGCUCAACCAUGGGGCCGAUCCGGAGUUGUGUGAUGCUGAUGGAUACUCUGCUAUCGAGAGGGCGAGGAUGGAGGGGAAUGACGCGGAUUUGCUGUUUGCCGUUGAGCAGUCGUGGGAUUACUAG